Molecule: messenger RNA, 5395 nt
Organism: Danio aesculapii
Lineage: Eukaryota; Metazoa; Chordata; Actinopteri; Cypriniformes; Danionidae
Gene: kdm2ab
Product: lysine (K)-specific demethylase 2Ab
Exons: 23
Coding region: 190-4020 (1276 amino acids)
Biological process (GO): regulation of transcription by RNA polymerase II; protein demethylation
Molecular function (GO): zinc ion binding; protein binding; transcription coregulator activity
Source: RefSeq, a predicted model, not a curated record
GUAUCAUGACAAUCUGAAAAUGGCGGAUGAAAACGGAUUGAUUUAACUUUAUCGAACAAAAAUAAGAAUAUCAAGUGAAGAACGACACCAUCGCACAGGAUGAGUUUGCAGCUCCGCAGGGAUUUUUAAGCAUCCUUCUACACAGCGGCUCCACACUAUAGGCGGAAAGCGAAAGUUGAAGGCUAGAACAUGGCAGAGGAUAAAUCCCGUUAUAGCAAACGCCUGCGGUCUGGCACACGACGGCGGUACCAGGAUGAUGGCAUUUCAGAUGAUGAGAUUGAAGGGAAGAGGUCUUUUGACCUUGAUGAGAAACUCCAAAGUGACCGAUAUAACUCUAAUUUGGUCAAAAUUAUGGAUGGCAAAGACUUCACCUUGGAGUACAUCCAGCGGGAGGGUCUCCGAGACCCCAUUAUCUUCAAGAAAGCAGAUGGUCUUGGCAUAAAGAUGCCUGACCCAGACUUUAGCGUCAGUGAUGUGAAAUUAUUUGUGGGCAGUCGAAGGAUGAUUGAUGUAAUGGAUGCAGCCACUCAAAAAGGCAUCGAGAUGUCAAUGGGGCAGUGGAGGAGAUACUACGAGACGCCGGCAUCUCAGCGCGAGAAGCUGUACAAUGUCAUCAGCCUUGAGUUCAGCCACACAAAAUUAGAGCAUCUUGUUAAGAGACCAACCUCGGUUGAUAUGAUUGACUGGGUGGACAAUAUGUGGCCGCGGCAUCUUAAAGAAAGACAAAGAGACUCCACUAAUGCCAUUACUGACAUGCAGUACCCCAAAGUACAGAAGUAUUGUCUGAUGAGCGUCGAGGGAUGCUUUACAGAUUUCCAUAUAGACUUUGGAGGCACAUCAGUCUGGUAUCACAUCCACAAGGGAGGAAAGGUUUUCUGGCUGAUCCCUCCCACACCUCAGAACCUGGAGCUUUAUGAGAACUGGGUGUUGUCUGCAAAACAGGGUGACAUCUUUCUUGGGGAUAAAGCCUCUAUGUGCCAACGGAUUGAACUGAAACAAGGCUACACCUUCAUGAUCCCCUCAGGCUGGAUCCACGCAGUGUACACUCCGAUGGAUACUCUGGUGUUUGGGGGGAAUUUUCUUCACAGCUUCAACAUUCCCAUGCAGCUCAACAUUUUCAACAUUGAGGACCGGACACGAGUCCCUUCUAAGUUUCGCUACCCUUUCUAUUUUGAGAUGUGCUGGUACGUCUUGGAGCGAUACUUGUACUGUUUGACCAACACCUCUCACCUCACACCUGAGUUUCAGAAGCACUCACUCGGCAUUGGGCUGAAAAAGGAGGAUGUUAUUAAACCAGCAAAACCUGACGGGGAUUCUGAAAAUGAAGAUGAGGAGGUGCUAAAGGAGGAGCCGGAAGAAGAGGUGGCAGUCACUCCUCCUGCCCGUCCUGGGGUGAAAGUUCAUCUCACACCCUUUGAGUUGGAGGGUCUUUGGGCAUUACUGCAUAAGUUGGAGGAUUUGCCAGCACACAAGAAAUGUGUUCCAGCAGGCAUCAGAAACGCCCCAGCACUGCUCAGCGACAUGAGGAAACUGCUAGAAGAACACGCCAAUGAUAGCCCCAAACUGUCUUACACUGGAAAACCAAUAGUAAAAUGGCCCAAAAGGCCGUCAUGGUAUCAGCCGCCGCCGCCGCCACCACCUCCUCUGUCUCAUCUGUACCGGCCACGAACCCCCGGUUCAGGCUCAACGUUGGCGCCAGUUCCUCGGCCUGUGAAGCCGUCUUCCUCCAUCUCGGCUCUGAGACGUAGACGCGUGCGCUGCAAACGCUGCGAGGCCUGCCUGCGCACUGAGUGUGGCGAUUGCAACUACUGUAGGGACAUGAGGAAGUUUGGAGGACCAGGCAGACUGAAGAAGAGCUGUGUUCUCCGACAGUGUCUUGCACCAGCGCUACCUCUUACUGCAGUAUGUGUCAUAUGUAAGGAAGGCAACCAGGACUCUGAAGACACAGAGUCCGUCCAGAUGCUCAUGGAAUGCUCCGAAUGCGCUCACAUCACUCAUCCAGAAUGUAUAAAGGUUCCAGGUGAGGGUGUUAUCAAUAAGGACCUUCCCAGUUGUUGGGAAUGUCCCAAAUGCGUCCAGGGCAAAAAAACUGAGUCUUCGAGUAGCAGUGAAGAGGAGACAGACAGCAGUGUAUCCAACAGCAGUCGCUUGUCUGGUCCUCCAACUAAGCGAGCAUACAGAGAAGGCAUUGGGGUGGAGGGUUUGCGUAUCGCUCGCAGAGGUCGUUCCUCAAUCUCCCCCUCGUCUCUGCCAAUGACCCGCUCCAGACGCCAGCCGCCCCCUUCUCAGAGACUACUGCUGCAGCACCAGCAGAAUCGGAAGAGGGCAGGAGCGCUGGAGUUACAGCUCAGGAAAAGGAUCAAAUUGGAAAGGAACAAAAUCCUCCAUUCGACCCGUUCGCCUGUCUCUCUUUCUCCAAAGCUCCUGCGUCAGCGGAGUCUGGAGAGAAGGGGUUUAGUCAGAGCAGGACCUGGACAAAGCCUUUCCCGCGGCCGAGGGUCAUCCGCCUGCCGCGGCCGAGGGUUACGAGUGCGAGGUGGCGGAAGGGGUGCAGGUCUAAGAGAAAGAAUGGAGAUGGUGGUUGAAAGAGCCGAUUCUGCAGAAGAAGAGCAGCAGGAGAGGAAAGAGAACGGACAGUAUAAUGGGAAAGAGAAUCGCCCUCAGAGACUAAGUGGAAAAGCGGGCGAAGACGAGAACGGCGACAGUCAUCAAAAUGGAGAGAGCGAGAGAAGCAGUGAAGGAGGAGAGCCCACUGCGUCUGACACUUCUGCAGCGCUCACCGAUGAUGUCAGAGGCCAGGAGUCUUGCGUCACGGUCAAGUUACAGCCAUCAAGAGGUAAACGUGAUCCUAGCACCAUCGUUCCCAAAUUGGAAGCCAACUUGUCUUCAAGAAGCCUUCCGCAAAACCACAAAGCCCUCCUUCGUCCCCCGCUCCGAAACGGCGCUCGUUGUUCAGACGCUCCUCAUUCUCCUGCAGACAGAUUGCAUGUAAACAAAUCACGCGCUCUUUCGUCAUCAUCACACACCCUCACGAGGCGCGCAUCCAAAAACUCACAGUCGGUACAGGGUCUGAGAUCAAACUUUGAAGAUUCCAGUCACCGCCUGACUCGAGAGAGAAUCCAGAAAAAUGCUCGAUCGGAAAGAGCCAAGUCCUCUGACUCCUGUGCCAGUUCCACCUUCCGGCUCUCAGCGGAGCACUCUAGAGGAGGGAACGAGCCAGGCUGGGAGAAAGAGGUGUGGGUGUCCGUCUUUCGCUAUUUGACUCGUGCAGAGCUCUGCGUUUGCAUGGCUGUUUGCAAGAGUUGGUACAAAUGGGGCUGUGACAAACGUCUCUGGACACGGAUCAGUCUGAGCCGAAGCCGUUCAAUGAGUCCGCAGGUCCUGACGGGUAUCAUCAAGCGGCAGCCCGUCACACUGGAUCUCUCCUGGGCAAGUAUCUCCAAGAAGCAGCUCAGCUGGCUCAUCAACCGCCUGCCAGGCCUUAAAGAUCUGGUGCUAUCAGGGUGUAACUGGUCAUCAGUUUCAGCACUGAGCUCUCCAAGCUGUCCUUUACUGCGCUCUUUAGACCUGAGCUGGGCCGAUGGCAUCAAAGACGCACAAAUCAGGGAGCUGCUGAACCCACCAGGCAGUGACAACCGUUCCCAGAUGAAGAACAUGCAGUGUUUGUGGCUGUGUGGUCUGGAGGUGACUGAAGCAACGCUGAGGCUGAUCAUCAGACACAUGCCUCUGCUCACACGCCUGGAGCUCUCACGUUGUCCAAUCACAGAUGGUGCUCUUAACCUCCUCAGUGCUGUGGGCUCCUCCACACGCAACACACUCACACACCUCAACUUGGCUGGUUGCACCCAGCUGACAGACAGAUGUCUGGUGUACCUGCGGCGUCUCUCCUGUCUCUCCAUACUGGACCUCCGCGACUGCAAAGGAGUCUCGGUGCAGGCAUGCCAAAGCUUUAUCUCUGAGCUGUCUGUCAAUGCCCUCUACUACCUAUCAGAUGACAAACUCAUCGAGAGGAUAUCAUAAAAGCCGUGCUCCUCAGGGAGAGAGAGAGAGAGACUUUGUGAAUAUUGGUGCGUCUCAGAAGGAACUAUAAAAGCGUGCUCAUGUGCGUGUGGCUUCGGUAGGUCUGUAAGGAGCUUCUGUGUUGGACAGAGAACCAGGGUUCAUGUAUAGCAGCUUUAGGAGGGAGGAGCUCCAAGCAUUCUGGGCGGGGCUUAUGUAUAAAUGGGUGUGGGCGAGGAGGAUCCUUUUGUAGUUAAAACUGUUUCCUUUUGUUUCUGUGUUCACACUGCAAGCGGCAAUCAGAUUGGUUCUCAGGCCUGUCAUGCCAUGGGCUCUUCAAUUCAAGAGAUCAACAGGUGCUAUUCCUCGACAGCUUGUUUUCUAUUUUUGAGAAGUCUGCUUAUAAAAACUUGUACUUUUACUCUAAUCCAGUGCUUUUCGAUCCUGCUACUUGAGACUUGGCGCUCUGCACAUUUUGUGUUUCUCUUUUCUUAUCUGAUCAUAAUGGAGGGCUGUUUCCACCACAGGAGAAUCUCAUUUUAAAAGGUAAUUGCAACUUUCUCACAAUUGUGACUGUUGUUUUCUCUCAAAAAAGAUAUUUCUUAGAGUUACAAGGUAAAAAGCGAAAUGCUUUGAUUUCUUGCAGAUUUGAUUUUCAUGCAGUUAUGAGUUUAUAUUUCACAGUUUUUAAGACCACAAUUCAGUUUUUUUAAACCUUCUCAGAAAUGCAAAGGAAGAAGUUUGAAUUCUAGUUUAUUUCUCAUCAUUUUCCACAGUUAACAUAUCUCUAAUUAAAAUACUGCAGUUCUAACUUUUCUUCUAAGAUAUGAGUAUUUCAGUAGAGCACAUUUUAUUUUAUAUCUGGGGUUUCAGAUUUAUUUGUUGCCAGAAUUGAGAAGCAUACAAUUGCCUUUAUUUAAUUUUUUUAACCUGUGGUGAAAACAGGCUCCUGUUCUCAGUUCGGUUCAUGGAGCUCUCACUUAAAGAGCUAAUGAUCUGAAUGGGGUUUGGUAAGUAAAGGAUGCUAUAUGAAAUUUGCAGAGUGCUGGAUCCUUAUGACUAGGACUAAAAGCACUGCCUUGUCCAGAUCCUGUCACCUAGACGCAUUCAUUUAUCCUAAGUAGUGUGGAAACAUUUUUUUGUUUUUUUGUUUUCUCCGUUCAUCCCCUUACUUUAAGCAUCGUUUUACUUGAGGAAUAACUUCUUUUCUGUAAAAUUCCUCUCCCUCCUUAACACCUGAGAGUAUAGAGAUAUAUAAAUAUACUAUAAGCACCCUUGUGUAAAUGUAUUCCUCUCCUGUAGUAAGAGAAAAGUCUGUAGCAUUAUAAUUUUCAAAACUUUUUCACAUUUGUUUUUUUUUUCUUUUUCAAGCCAAUAAAAAAUGAUACAAAUGUGA